UUCAAUGUGUAUUUAUCAAAUUACUUGAUCGUGUGGAGCACAGUAUAUUGGCCGUACGCAACGUCAAGUCCACAAAUGUAUUCCACAACAUUGUUAGCCUGGUUAGCAAGAGGGUAAAAGAAGAAUAUCAGCCGCCUCAUCCACAAACACCUUGUCAUAUCCAGACAUGGAGCACUCCCACACAAGUGCAUUACAGUAUUACACAGAUUACGUCAACGUCAUAUAAGGGGACUUUGCAUACGCCAUCUGUGCAUAGCUGAAGCAUAAGCUAUUCAGGACCUGAAACCGGACCUCUGCAUUUAAAAGCGCAACAUACAUUCACUGGUCCUACAGUGAUCUGAGAAAAAUAAUGUCGGAAACUUUGAUCCAAUUCACUCAAGAAUAAUACCGUUUCAAAAAUUCAAAAAUUUAACCUUACCAGCCUUAUGUUCGUCACCUAUACUCACACAUUACUAAAACGUUUUCGUCCUGUUGUCAUCUUUAUCUUAAUCCGCAGAUUUCAAUAUAUAUCAUGAUGAUUAAGAGACAGGAAACACAGAACCCAAUUUCCACCAACUUCGUUUCGGUGAGUGUAGCAUGAUUUAUUGAAUACGCUAUUUUACUCUUAGUUCUUUAUCAAUAUAGCGCUUAUGGUGUCAGUCACUGUUGGUUUAGUCGUCCUGUUUACUAAUGUAUCAACCAUAUCUGAUUUUUUUAAAGGACACGUCAAUCUUGUGUAUAUUAUGAUGUCAGUCACCACCAUUCUAUUACUUCUACUUGCAUUCGUGAGAGGAAUUCGAUCGAAUGAUUACGCUGUUCGAAUACUACUUUGGAUUGUGGUUAUAUUGUGGUCUGUGAUCUUUGCUUCUGCGUUCUUACCAAUCGGGUGGAAAUAUGUUUUGAUAGCUUUAGCUGUGACAAUAAUUUUUACUGUUUGGGUUGUCUUGGUGGCCAUGAAACUGCCUCCAUUGAGUAAAAAGGGGUUCAUCAUAUUUUUGGCAAUAUCAGACGUGCUUGGGGUUUCAGCUAUAGUUGUAAGGAUAUGUUAUUCCUUGAUCACUCAACCAGAAGUUAAAUCGAUAAUCUACAUAUUGCUGGGAGUUCCAGUCGCGUUAUUUAUACUCUCCGUGAUGUUUAUUUGUGUCAAUACUCGAAGACUACAUAACCUGGUGAUGGUCGUAAUCGGCAGCCUACAGUUUCUGCAGAAACUUCUGCUCGGGAAAGCGUACUUAUCAAUGAUACUCGCCCUACUUGCCGUUGAUUUGUAUUGUACUGUAUUGUUCUUCGAGAAAAUUCGUCAAAGCAUUUUGGCUGUUCACAUACUUAUUGGAAUAGUCGUUCUACUGCUCUCCGUAACCCAAUGUUGUAUUUACAAGCAGCUGAAUCACCUAAUAAUUUUCAUAACUUUCAAUGCAACGUUGGCAUUAUCUGUCUGCAUCAUAUUUGUAGCGGUCAUUCUCAAAGGAUUGAAUGGCAAAGGGUUGUUGGUGUUCACUCUGCUGAUAGUUUUCAUUGGGUUCAUAGGAAUUCUUUCCUUUUUGUUAAACCGUUUGGCUUAUCCAUACAAUGAAAUCUUCAGCAUCAUUUGCCUUGGCGCCUGUGCAGUGUUACUUGAUACAAAAUAAACUGAACAGGUUAAGAAAAGUAAUUUGGCAUAAUUUGUUCAAAGUCAAAGCUCAUAAAAUGUUUUUAUUCUAAACCGUCCUAAUUACAAAUACUGUGAUUUGCAAAGCUGUGGUCAAAAAACGAUACUCCCGUUAUUAUUAAUAGUUUGUAAUUUCAAUUUCCUUAACUUUUGAUGCUUAUC
Molecule: messenger RNA, 1786 nt
Organism: Trichobilharzia regenti
Lineage: Eukaryota; Metazoa; Platyhelminthes; Trematoda; Strigeidida; Schistosomatidae
Source: the annotation of a GenBank genome assembly